GACUUGUAUCUGCCCAGGCUGAGUGGAAGCCAAAAGCAGUGCCUGAGAGGAAGCACGGCCCAGAGCUGGUAUCAUGGAAGCCCUGAUCCCUCUCCUACAGCUGCUGAUGUUGCUCCUGACCCUACCCCUGCACCUUCUGGCUCUGUUAGGUUGCUGGCAGCCACUAUGCAAAACCUACUUCCCCUACUUCAUGGCCAUGCUGACUCCCAAAGCCAACAGAAAGAUGGAGAACAAGAAACAGGAACUCUUUCGCCAGAUAAAGGAACUUAAGGGGACCUCUGGGAAAGUGGCCCUGCUGGAGCUGGGCUGCGGCACUGGGGCCAACUUCCAGUUCUACCCACCUGGCUGCAAGGUCACCUGCCUGGACCCAAACCCCAACUUUGAGAAGUUCCUGACAAAGAGCAUGGCUGAGAAUCGGCACCUCCAAUAUGAGCAGUUUGUCGUGGGUUAUGGAGAGGACAUGAAACAACUGGCUGAUAGCUCCAUGGAUGUGGUGGUCUGCACUCUUGUGCUGUGCUCUGUUCAGAGCCCCAAAAAGGUCCUGCAGGAAAUCCAGAGAGUUCUGAGACCGGGAGGACUGCUGUUCUUCUGGGAGCAUGUGGCAGAGCCUCGGGAAAGCUGGGCCUUUAUGUGGCAGCGAGUUUUCGAGCCCACCUGGAAACACAUUGGGGAUGGUUGCUGUCUCACCAGAGAGACCUGGAAGGACCUUGAAAGGGCUCAGUUCUCGGAAAUCCAAAUGGAAUGGCAGCCCCCUCCCUUCAAGUGGUUACCUGUUGGGCCUCACAUCAUGGGAAAGGCUGUGAAAUAAACCAAAGAUGUCAUCUGC
Nannospalax galili (Upper Galilee mountains blind mole rat) is the source of this 826-nucleotide messenger RNA. It is a transcript of the gene Tmt1b, whose product is annotated as methyltransferase like 7B. The record is from RefSeq and is a predicted model, not a curated record. Gene Ontology annotation, molecular function: S-adenosylmethionine-dependent methyltransferase activity. NCBI's taxonomy places the organism in Eukaryota, Metazoa, Chordata, Mammalia, Rodentia, Spalacidae. The transcript is spliced from 2 exons. The coding region runs from base 74 to 808 and encodes 244 amino acids.